Messenger RNA from Medioppia subpectinata, 462 nucleotides. NCBI's taxonomy places the organism in Eukaryota, Metazoa, Arthropoda, Arachnida, Sarcoptiformes, Oppiidae. The record is from the annotation of a GenBank genome assembly.
AAAUGGUUGUGCAAAGUAUGCAAUCAUAAGCAGUCCAUCAAACAGUUCUUCGGCAGCGGUUCCGCCAAAGACUGUCGACUCGUUGUCCAAACGCUGAAUCAGAGGGAACGCACUCAAGAGGCGGACCAGCGGCUGGUGAUCGGCGCCCACGCGGCGAGCGAUGACACUGACAACAACCCGCACAUGGAUUACCAGAUUUUGGACUAUUUGUACGCCACGGAUGACAGCGGAUCCAACGAUUGCAUCGAUGAUGACGUGUCGAUCGCUAAGAAGCAGAAGCUGUCGGCCGCGGAGCCCAACACUCGUUUAGAUUCGGCGCCCGUUUUCUGGAGUAAUUCAAACCAAUUGUUGAGUUGUCGAGGAAUCAGGAAAUGGGGACAAUCGGUGGUCAAGUGAUGGCCACUUCCAGACAAUACAUCGCUCCCUCUUUUGUAUAUCGCUUUCUUUCUCUCUCUCUUUGUC